Echinostoma caproni is the source of this 657-nucleotide messenger RNA. Lineage: Eukaryota; Metazoa; Platyhelminthes; Trematoda; Plagiorchiida; Echinostomatidae. The record is from the annotation of a GenBank genome assembly.
AGAACAGCCCUCACUUUUAGAACUAUGCGGAAUUUCGUUCAAUCGCGAGGCGAUCUAUGCACUCAGUUUGUGUAUGGCGUUCAUCCAGUUUUCUCAUCGAUCUGCUUUAAUCAACGCAUCAUCCAAAAGCUCUUUAUUCGAAACGAUCUGGAUGCUACCGGCAGAUCCCAUGAACUACUUUCUUCUCAGAUACCAAUAAAGCCAAUCAACCGGCUAACUGUAACCGAAUUAUUGAAUAUCCAAAAAACUCAACAGGAACAUAUAAAAUUAGACUUUGUACACAAGCGUGUUAGACCUCUUGUUCUAUUCAUUGACCAUUUGACGGAUGUCAUGAAUUUUGGAAGCAUUGUUCGUUCGGCAGUGUUUUUCGGUGCAUCUGCACUUCUGUUUUCCCCGAGUCCAUGUGUGGCUCCGUCUCCCUUAAUAAGCAAAUUGAGCGUCGGCGCGUUGGAGAGCUUACCAUUGUAUCGCCUCACUGAUGUUAUCAGUGAUCUUCACUCGUUGAAAAAUGCCGGAUUUUUGAUAGUGGGAACUGCUGGCAAUAUGGAAUGUGGAAAACCGAAACGACUUCCCUCUUCCUGUUGGUCUCUUACCGGUGAUGAGGUAAAACAAAUCAAAACAACAUUUUUCUUAUUCCGGCUGGGAUUCUUCCACUGA